Messenger RNA from Capsella rubella, 1576 nucleotides. RefSeq names its product protein ELC. The transcript has a single exon. The record is from RefSeq and is a predicted model, not a curated record. Bases 83 to 1279 code for a protein of 398 amino acids. NCBI's taxonomy places the organism in Eukaryota, Viridiplantae, Streptophyta, Magnoliopsida, Brassicales, Brassicaceae. Gene Ontology annotation, molecular function: ubiquitin binding. Gene Ontology annotation, cellular component: ESCRT I complex. Gene Ontology annotation, biological process: protein transport; protein modification process; endosome to lysosome transport.
UCUUCUAAAAUCAAAUCUCCUCCCCUUUAAUGCCGUCGUCAUCUUCGAUUUGGACUUCCACCGCCGACACCGUUUAACUCCGAUGGUUCCUUCGCCGACGAAUCCGCAGCAGAUUCAGCAGUUCCUCUCCUCCGCGCUCUCUCAGCGCGGCCCAUCUUCUGUCCCCUACGAAGAGUCUGCAAAAUGGUUGAUCCGGCAACAUCUACUAAACCUAAUCUCUUCGUACCCUUCCUUAGAGCCUAAGACGGCAUCGUUUAUGCACAACGAUGGCCGCUCCGUCAAUCUCCUGCAAGCAGAUGGUACGAUCCCUAUGCCUUUCCAUGGAGUCACCUAUAACAUCCCUGUCAUCAUCUGGCUCCUCGAGUCUUAUCCUCGUCAUCCUCCUUGCGUCUAUGUUAAUCCCACCGCCGAUAUGAUUAUCAAGCGACCUCACGCACAUGUCACUCCUUCUGGCCUCGUCUCUCUUCCUUAUCUUCAGAAUUGGAUUCACCCUAGCUCCAAUCUCGUAGAUCUCGUCUCCGAACUCAGCGCUGCUUUUGCUCGUGAUCCGCCUCUUUACUCACGACGCCGUCCUCAGCCGCCGCCUCCGUCUCCUCCUACGGGAUAUGAUGCUUCUCUUACACGGCCUUCUUCGGCUGAUCAGUCGUUGCCUAGACCGUUCCCGCCAUCACCUUACGGCGGAGGAGGAGGUAGAGUGCAGGUGCAGCACGUUCACCACCAGCAGCAGUCGGAUGUUGCUGCGGAGGUUUAUAAGAGAAAUGCGAUUAAUAAGAUGGUGGAGAUGGUACACAGCGAUUUGGUUUCGAUGAGGAGAGCCAGAGAAGCUGAAGCAGAAGAGUUACUGAGUUUGCAAUCCGUGUUGAAAAGAAGAGAUGAAGAGAUCAGCAGAGGAUUGAAGGAGAUGGUUGAGGAGAAAGAAACACUUGAACAGCAAUUACAGGUGAUCUCCAUGAAUACUGAUAUCCUAGACUCUUGGGUUAGAGAGAACCAAGGCAAAACCAAGAACUUAGUUGAUAUAGAUGUGGAUACUGCCUUUGAGUGUGGUGAUACCUUAUCUAAGCAAAAGUUAGUCUGUACUGCUUCGGAUUUAGCCAUAGAAGAUACUAUAUAUUCCUUGGAUAAGUCGUUUCAAGAUGGAGUUCUGCCGUUUGAUCAGUAUUUGAGGAAUGUGAGGUUGCUGUCAAGGGAACAGUUCUUCCACCGAGUCACGGGUUCUAAAGUCAGGGCAGCACAGAUGGAGGCUCAGGUUGCAGCGAUCGCAGGUAGGUUACAUUCAUGAAUGUAAUAUAGUGGUCUUGUUUGUGGGAUGCUGUGUCACAAUGCUUUUAUAUAGUCUGAGAUCUACAUCUUUGAGGAGAGGAGAAUUCUGUGGCUAUAGUGUGAUGCUGCCUCUUUAAGAUUGAAUUAAAUGUCUAUAGACUAUAUAUACACGCCUACACUUCUGUGCACAUACAGAUUUGAAUAGAUCCUCCCUGAGAAUUUUCUCUGUUUGUGAUCUAUGACUACUUAUGUUUUUUUGGGGGUCUUUGUGAUGAACACAUUAUUAUCUAAUGAAUUAAUUGGUUUGAGAAUGUUA